AACCCUUGACCCUUCUGCACUCUCGCUCUCUGGUCCCUUUACGGCUAUAGUUAUCUAAAGUGAGAAGAUAUCUUCUCCAUAGCUUAACAUACACAGAGAUAAGAGAGGGAUCGAAGAAAAUGAAGGAAAAAGAAAAGGUGAAGAAGAGUGAGAUAGAGCUUCCGAAGCUACCAGGUGAAAUCAUGGAAGAUAUCCUUUCAAGGGUACCUGGAAAAUCCCUUAUGCGGUUCAUGUGUGUCUGCAAAUCAUGGCGCAACCUGUUCAGCGAUACUCGUUUCACCAAGAUGCAUCUGAAUCGAGCAACUGAAAUCUGCAGCCACUCUCCUCAUCUCAUCUUUGCAACUGCAACCAAGCUCUACCAUGCUGAUCUUGAUUCAUUUGACCAUACCACAUCACUUCAUCUACCAUUUCGGAAGAGGCCAGUUAAGAAUCUCCAACUAGUUGGCACCUGCAAUGGCUUGGUAUGUAUAUCACUUAACUCCAAACUCACAUAUCUGUGGAACCCCACGACCAGAGAUUACAAGGAAUUGCCCCGUCAAAUCCCCAAAAGCCGAUGCAGAGGCUGGCGUUGGGUCUAUUGGGGGUUUGGUUUUAACCCUAUUUCUGAUGAAUAUAAGGUGGUACGAGUUGUUACUUUCUCUGCUCUCGACAAAACUGAAGUCCAUGUUUACACACUAGGGACGAAUUCAUGGGGAAGUGUUGAGCUUGGGGACAUUGAGUUCAAUAUUGACACACAUGGUAGAUGGCUCCAACUUAAUCAGAGCCUUGGCAAUAGAUCUCUUCAUUGGAUUGCUAAGAAGAAAAACAUGGCUUUCUAUGAAGCCAAUUCUACGAUACUAGUUUCUUUUGAUCUUGAAGAAGAGAUGUUCAGAGAGAUCCUAUUGCCUGAAUCUGCAAAAAAAGCUGACGUUUCCCUUGAAUUGUCAAGUUUCAAUGGGUUCCUCUCUAUAUUUUGUUCCUCCUGCUUCCAGAGUCUUGAGGUGUGGGUAAUGAAAGAUUAUGACGGACAGCAAACUUGGAUCACCACAUUUUCAAUAGGGCGCUUCGAUUUAUAUGUCAGGUAUUUUAAGCCAUUGGGUUUUGGAAAUAAUGGUCAAAUUAUACUUACCAAGGAAUUUGAGAAGUCAAUUUAUAUAUUCGACCCAGUAUACAAAAGAAUUAGAAAGCUUCGAACCCCAGGUCAUCCAGUUAAUGCAGAGAUUGAUGUGCAGAGCCUCGUUUCACUGAGCUGAUCAUUAUGUGGAUGGGCAACAAUCAGCAAGAAUGGAAUGUGAAGAAAACUAAGAGAAGAUGUUAACUCUUACAGUCUUACCUGGGAUUCUGUCUUUCUCUUUCGAUAAUAUGCUUAUUUUUUUGUAUUGCUUAGAACAUCAAAGAGUUCAGGACUCUUCUAUAUCUUCCUCUCAUCCUAUAUAGCCUGGACGUAGGAUUUCAUGGUAUAAAAAGGAUAAUUAGUUUAACAAAAGCAUUGUUAUACCUAUGUUCUUUGUAUCUCUUCAAUCUUGUUAUACUGUCAGCUUUUCGGUUUCAAUUGCACAAUUUCAUUGUUAUAAUGUCCAUAUGGAGGAUUGCAAAUCAGGAAGCCAUGAUUUUGUAGCUGACAUCAGCAAAACCUUAUAUUAACUCAUAGUAAUGUCAGCCAAUGCA
Molecule: messenger RNA, 1647 nt
Organism: Nelumbo nucifera (sacred lotus)
Lineage: Eukaryota; Viridiplantae; Streptophyta; Magnoliopsida; Proteales; Nelumbonaceae
Product: F-box protein CPR1-like
Molecular function (GO): protein binding
Source: RefSeq, a predicted model, not a curated record